Messenger RNA from Monopterus albus (swamp eel), 2341 nucleotides. It is a transcript of the gene smyd2a, whose product is annotated as SET and MYND domain containing 2a. The record is from RefSeq and is a predicted model, not a curated record. Gene Ontology annotation, cellular component: nucleus. Gene Ontology annotation, molecular function: protein binding. Bases 169 to 1476 code for a protein of 435 amino acids. Lineage: Eukaryota; Metazoa; Chordata; Actinopteri; Synbranchiformes; Synbranchidae. The transcript is spliced from 12 exons.
AGUACAGGAUAUGCAGCUGCGGAGCUGUGCCGUCCACCUUCCAGCAGGGGGCGAUGAGCGCCAUCCUGACUUCCAGCAGAGCGGGGAGGAAGAAACCGCUCUGACAGAGCAGAUCAGAUCACUGAGCAGACAGGUAGUUGGUGUUGUCUACCCUAAUCAGAACAAACCAUGAAGAACGAAGGGAUAGAGGGGACGGAGAGGUUCCUGAGCCCGGACAAAGGCAACGGCCUGCGGGCGGUGCGGCACUUCGCAGUGGGGGAGCUGGUAUUCGCCUGCCCUGCCUACUCCCACGUGUUGACAGUGAAUGAGAGGGGAGCGCACUGUGAGCACUGCUUCACCAGAAGAGAUGAUCUUUUUAAGUGUGGCAAGUGUAAGCAGGCCUACUAUUGCAACAUUGGUUGUCAGAGAGGUGACUGGCCCAUGCAUAAGCUGGAGUGUGUAGCCAUGUGUGCCUAUGGGGAAAACUGGUGUCCAUCAGAAACUGUCAGACUGGUGGCCAGGAUUAUCAUGAAACAGAGAGUCACAACAGAGCGCACCCCUUCAGAAAGGCUGCUACUGCUCCAGGAGUUUGAAUCCCAUUUAAAUAGGAUGGACAGUGAGAAGGAGGAGAUGAACCAGGCAGACAUAGCAGCACUGCAUCACUUCUACUCCAGACACAUCAGUGACCUCCCCGACGAUCAGGCUCUUACUGAACUCUUUGCACAGGUGAACUGUAAUGGUUUUACCAUAGAGGAUGAGGAACUCUCCCAUCUGGGAUCAGCUGUUUUUCCUGAUGUAGCACUGAUGAAUCACAGCUGUAGUCCUAAUGUCAUAGUGACCUAUAAAGGCACAGUGGCUGAGGUUAGAGCUGUUAAAGAGAUAAACCCUGGGGAGGAGAUCUUUAACAGUUACAUAGACCUGCUCUAUCCAACAGAGGACAGGAAGGAAAGGUUGUUGGAUUCCUACUUCUUCACAUGUCAGUGCACUGAGUGCACCACCAAGUCUAAGGACAAAGCAAAAAUGGAAAUCAGGAAGUUGAGUUCUCCACCAGAACCAGAGGAAAUCCGAUCCAUGGUGCGUUACGCAAGGAAUGUCAUCGAGGAGUUCAGGAGAGCCAAACACUACAAGACUCCCAGUGAGCUGCUGGAGAUGUGUGAACUAAGCCUGGAGAAGAUGGGCGCUAUAUUUGCCGAGACCAAUGUCUACAUGCUGCACAUGAUGUAUCAGGCCAUGGGUGUCUGUCUCUACAUGCAGGACUGGGAUGGAGCUAUGAGCUAUGGAGAGAAGAUCAUUCAGCCUUAUAGUGUACACUACCCAGCCUACUCUCUGAAUGUGGCAUCUAUGUAUCUGAAGCUGGGACGUCUUUAUUUGGGGCUGGAGAAGAAGACACAAGGAGUAAAAGCUCUGAACAAGGCAUUAACCAUCAUGGAGGUGGCUCAUGGUAAAGACCACCAUUAUGUAGCAGAAGUCAAACGAGAAAUUGAGGAGCAGAAGUAAAGCAGAGGCACUCGAGUGAGGAGCUUCUCUAAAGACAACAAAAAUACACAGAACACAACUGCAUGGCAUGCAUCAUAUACCUCUUUUUAAAAACUUUUUCAUUGCUGACUGUUUAUUUUCCUGCCUCUAUUUAGGCCAAGUUACUUUUUCCUCCCCACAUCUGUGUCGUCAUAUUCUGACUGAGGAUUAUCACAUUUUUUAUUUGUAUCUACUUCCUGUCAGACCUGGAUUUAGAAGCAGAGAAAUUAGGAUUUUUGGAAUGAAAAAAUUUUCCAAAAUACUUACAGCUCUAACUUUGAACUUUAUCUGUAAAUGUUGUUUCUGUGUGUUGAUGCUCAUUAAACCCAUUUAACACCCAUAUUAUAAAUCAAAAAAAGGAUCAGCGGAGGGGAAAAAAACUUUUAACAUUGCCUUUAAAGCUGCCUUUUGGAUGAAACUAAGCUUUCAUGUGAGAGCUGUGUACGCUCAAGUGAUUUUUGCCCAUUUUUUUCUUUGUGACUCUGAAAUCAUUCACUGUCUUCUGUGGACCCAUUAAACAGACCACGUUGCAGCAGUUUUGGCUGCACAGCUUUUCUCCUGGCAGUUGCUCCUUAUGAUUUGAAAUUCUGUACAAAAUGUUGAGUUGAUGCUACAGAGGGCACUGCUGUUUAUUCACAAUCGGUGCAUUUUAUUCUACCAGAUGUUCAGCAACAGAUUUUAUGGCUACAUUGAUUUUUGUGUAAACUGUGAAGAAAAACGUUUACUGACCAUGCAUCAGGUACUCUGUAGCAACCGUGAAGAGAACACAAAGAACUAUUCGUGAGCGAGUAAUCAGUGGUUUGAUCGGCUUGUCUUACACUGUUUUUAAAGAAUCAGCAAAGGGUCG